Molecule: messenger RNA, 1228 nt
Organism: Gymnodraco acuticeps
Lineage: Eukaryota; Metazoa; Chordata; Actinopteri; Perciformes; Bathydraconidae
Gene: tmem235b
Product: transmembrane protein 235b
Exons: 4
Coding region: 177-797 (206 amino acids)
Cellular component (GO): apical plasma membrane
Source: RefSeq, a predicted model, not a curated record
CUCCGUCCUGCAGAUCUAUCCCGGACAGAACACAUUUUGGAUAACCUUUUAUAUUAUGGGGAUUUAUUGCGCUUCGACGAUUAAAAGAUUGGAUCAACACUGAAAGAACAUCUGCGUUACGCGCGAGUUAAUCCCGUAACCGUUUUACGCGUGAAGUGAUCCUCACCUGCGGGAGGAUGAAGGUGACUCUCGGCUCUCUGGUGAUCACAGCCGGGAUCUGCGGACUGCUGAGCUUCGCUUUCCUGGCCACUUCCCUCGGAACGCAGUACUGGUACAUCAUAGAGAUGAAUCCCAUGAAUGUGAGUGACUUUGAGGACAUGAGCUCCCACUCGGGACUGUGGAGCAUCAACGAAGGUGAGAAGAACGUAGACUCCAUUGACUCUUUCACAGCUGACGAGUCCAGAUACUCUGAGACUGAGCUGCACAUGCUGAGUAUGCACAGUGCCAUCGUGGUGGUGCUCCCCAUCAGCCUGGUGCUGCUGCUGUUCGGUGCGAUCUGUGGGCUGGUCAGCUCUCUAGCCCGGAGCCCCCUCCUCCUCACCGGCACCGCCGCCUACUUCUUCAUCUGCAGUCUGAUGACCCUGUGUGGAGUGAGCCUCUACAUGAUCUACUCCUACCAGGCUCUGGCGGAGACGGAGAGGCUGGUGGGGGCGGAGGGUCUGGCCCACAUCCACACCUCCUUCGGCUGGUCUCUGGGUCUGGCCUGGCUCUCCUACGGCCUGGAGCUGCUCACCGGGGUCCUGCUGCUGCUGGCUGCCAGGAGGGCCAAGCAGCAGUGCAGGAGUCCCAGAGCCUGACUCUAACUCCAGAGGAUCCAACACCUCCAGGAGGGAAACUGGACUGAUGGGUUACUGACAUGUGGCUCUUAAGGUUAUUAACAAGAAGCUUUAAAGGAACACUAAUGUUCAACUGAAGAGGUGUCUGACUGUUAAAGAGAGUAUUUUAUAAGGUUAAUGUCCUCAAAUCUGCUUUAAAUGUGAUAAAUGGCGCCCUCUUGUGGUCUGAUUUUAAGAAGUCUAAAGAUAACUGUACAGGAGUAGAGAAAACGUUUCAAAUAAACAACAAACGUAUACAAUUCAACAGUAAAAAGAUGCACAUCUAUGGAGUAACUAUAGUCAACAAUAUAACAAGAAAUAAGUUAUAAUACACUUGUUUCCAUGCUUAUUGUCACACAUUCAAUCUGUGCCAAAUUAAACUGAGGAUCUCAGAGUCUACGUUUCUACACACA